This is a messenger RNA of Plasmodium berghei ANKA, 1827 nucleotides long. RefSeq names its product BIR protein. NCBI's taxonomy places the organism in Eukaryota, Apicomplexa, Aconoidasida, Haemosporida, Plasmodiidae. The transcript has 3 exons. The record is from RefSeq and is a predicted model, not a curated record. The coding region runs from base 1 to 1827 and encodes 608 amino acids.
AUGAGCGAGCAAAGAAUGUGUGGGUUAUUUCUUGAAGCUGAUAAGCUUUUUAAUGGUAACAAUGUUAAAGUGGAUAAAAUUAACGGAUCCCCAGCAUACAAACAAUAUUGCCCCAAAAAUAAAACAUGCUCAAAUAGCUGGGAAAGUAUUGGUGCUUUGAGCAAGUAUUUAUUUACGAAGUUAUACAAUAAUAAAAGCAAUUAUUCUGAAUAUGUUAUGAUGUGGUUAGCUCAUAAAUUGUUUAAUAUAAUCAAUGAGAAUGAAAAAGAAAAAGCUAAUAAAAUUACUUUAAGUUCGGCUUAUGAUGAAUAUUUAAAGAAAUAUAUGGGUAAUUUUAAACAUUCGAAUCUUAUAUAUAAUCAAAGGGGGUUGAAAGAUGCUAAUCUUAGGUAUAUGCGUGAAUUGUAUACGUUACUUAAUUAUAUAUGUAAUACAAUUGCAGACUAUAAUAAAUUCGGCGCCAAAAGUAGUAACCUUUCUCGAUAUUCUGUCAAGUGUUUUAAUCAAUAUAUAUCCCUUUACAAUGCGUUUCCUAAAUGUGAUUCAUAUCUAUAUCUAUUGGCCAAAUUAAAAAAAAUAUAUGAAGAAUUUAGAAUUUAUGCUAUUGGGAACGAUACUGGUAAUAAUAAUUUAGAUAAACGGAUUCGAAAACUUACAGCAUAUGAUGGAAAAGAUUCAUAUUCUCUGGAAAAUUUUAAAGCAUUUGACUUCAAUGUUCCAGAAUGUAAACCCAAAAAUAAAGAUAAUAUUCCGAGUGCUCGAGAUAAAGCAACAAAAACUACAACAAUCAUACCAAAGAGUGAAAAUCAAGGGGGGGAUCAAAGGAGUCAAAAGAGUACCCAUAAAAAUAAAGAUGAGAAAUUAAAAGUUUCAGAGUCUGAAUCUCAACAGCAGAAAAACAUUCAAUUGCCAAAACUUGGCGAUUCUUCAUUAAAGGAUGAGCCCCAAGUCUUAAAUCUUUCCAGUAAUGAUACAGAUACUCAAAAAAGUCCAAAUGGUCAAAUAAAUCGAAACAGUGGUCCAGAAACUAGUCAAGAUAAAAUAAAUAUGCCCCAAAAACCAAAAGGAAAUCACUAUGUUUUUGAUUUGUCAACUUUAGAAGAAUAUGAAAAAUUAUUUAAAACCUAUAUUGAAGAAUACAAAAAAUAUGUUACUAGUUCACUUAAUGAUAUUCAAAAACAUUUAUAUGAUAAUAUAUGGCCUACUUUAAAUAAGGAUUAUAGUACUUAUGCAGAUUAUUAUAAAAAUUUUAAUAUAAUGGAAUAUCUUAAAGAAGUGGAAGCAAAUGGACCACAAAAAAUUGAAACAUUAAAGGAUAAGUUACCAAGUAAAGAGAAUGGAGGAGAAGAUAUCCUUUCUUUACCAGAUAGCGAAACACCAGAACUACAAAAUACAAAAACACAAGAUCCUCAAACACAAAUUUCAAAUGGUCAAGGAAAUAAUCAUUCACAGGAGUCACUUUCUACACCAGAAAUUGGCUCAACAAGUAGCGAACAAGAAAAAAUUUUAGAUGUUUCCUCUAAGAAACAACUUAAAUCAUCAGAUGAUUAUACCAAUAUAAUGCCUAAUAUAGAUGUUAAAACAGGAUCCAUUAGAGUCGAUGUAGAAAAAGGCACAUAUGAAAUAGGAUUUCUAGGAAAUUUAUUUAAAGGGCAGAAAUUAGUUGUAUAUUCAGUUAUAGUUAUUGCAAUACUCGUUAUUUUAGCAGUUAUGUAUAAGUAUUUAGCAUUUGGGCGGGGAAAAAAGGCGAAAAAAAAAAAAAACAUGAAAAAAAUCAUAAAAUUGUGUGAUGAAAAUAAUACCGAAAUGUUGCAAUACAUUCAUUGA